AUGUAUCGGAUCCCCGCCAAAGCAUGUCCAUGCGCGACUCUGAGAUCCACCCUACGAAAGUUGCACCCGCUUGGGAUCCUCCGUGACGGCCUCUGCUACGCGGUACCUGAGACGGCCAACCUGCUUCUCCAGUGCGCCCGCUUUCCCAUCAAGUUCGGUUCCCGGGAGUUCAUGUCCGCGCACGCCUCGCCGAGCCUGUGCAUCUGCGCCUCUGCCUCCGCGUGCAGCAAAGUGCCCUCGGUGCGCGCGCCCCUUGGGAUCUGGACCAAGGUGCCUGCCGGCCUGCAUGAGGUCGAAGCGCUCGCCGAUGAUGUUCUGCAAGUGCGGGUCGCCAAUGCCCGCGACGGCGCCGCGUGCUGGCCCCAAUGA
Molecule: messenger RNA, 369 nt
Organism: Prorocentrum cordatum
Lineage: Eukaryota; Dinophyceae; Prorocentrales; Prorocentraceae
Source: the annotation of a GenBank genome assembly